This is a messenger RNA of Glarea lozoyensis ATCC 20868, 930 nucleotides long. RefSeq lists its product as uncharacterized. The transcript has 4 exons. Bases 1 to 930 code for a protein of 309 amino acids. NCBI's taxonomy places the organism in Eukaryota, Fungi, Ascomycota, Leotiomycetes, Helotiales, Helotiaceae. The record is from RefSeq and is a predicted model, not a curated record. Gene Ontology annotation, molecular function: monooxygenase activity; calcium ion binding.
AUGUAUGACGUCGAAGAUGAUAAAACAUAUAUGAAGCGAACAAACUCACAACAAAAUCAACAUAACCCAACUCUCGAUUUCAUAUCACAAACCGAGAAAAUGGAACCCAAUACCGCCUCUCACAGGACCCCUCAUUCGGAAUUGACAAAUGGAAUUAACAAGCAGAGUGUCGUGAGCUCGAUUCCAUCGGUACCGGUAACGGUUGAGAGAAAGCCGUUCAUACAACCGGAUAACGAUCAAGUCGUUCAACAUACCGGCACUCCCAGAGCCAACAUCGCCGUAACAAAAGACCACCCCGAAGGAACCACCGAAAACGACUGGGCCUCCAAACACCGCGACCAAAGCGUCCUCCAACAACACUGCGAUUUCUUCGACCGCGACCACGACGGCAUCAUCUGGCCGCAAGACACCUACGUCGGCUUCCACCGCGUCGGCUUCAACAUCCUGCUCUCGCUCCUCGCCGUCUUCAUCAUCCACGCCAAUUUCUCCUAUCCCACCUCCCCGUCCUGGCUCCCUGACCCCUUCUUCCGGGUCUAUUUGAAGAAUGUGCAUAAAGCCAAACACGGAAGUGACAGCGGCACUUAUGACACCGAAGGCCGGUUCGUGCCGCAGAAAUUCGAGGAUAUAUUCGCCAAAUACUCCGAGGGCAAGGAUGGGAUUACGAUUUAUGAUGUUUCAAAGUUGUUGAAGGGACAAAGGUUGAUUGCUGAUCCGAUUGGAUGGGGUGGUGCGUUUUUUGAAUGGUUGGCUACUUAUAUCAUGUUAUGGCCAGAAGAUGGGAAGAUGAGAAAGGAGGAUAUUCGAGGGAUUUAUGAUGGCAGUUUGUUUUAUACGAUCGCGGAGAGGAGGGAGAAGAAGCAAUCUGAAAAAUCGAUUGGACGGAAUCUUUUGGGGAAACUCGCGACGGCUGUUGAUAAGACUGGGUUGUGA